GAAGGAAGAGACAAUGUUCUCCCACUCAGAAGAUUGGAAGAGACAAUGUUCUCCUACUCAGAAGAAGGAAAGACAAUGUUCUCCCAUUUCAGAAGCAGGAAGGGAAAAUGGUCUCCCACUCAGAAGAAGGAAGAGACAAUGUUCUCCCACUCAGAAGAAGGAAGAGAAAAUGUUCUCCCACUCAGAAGAAGGAAGAGACAAUGUUCUCCCACUCAGAAGAAGGAAGAGACAAUGUUCUCCCAUACAGAAGAAGGAAGAGACAAUGUUCUCCCAAUCAGAAGGAGGAAGAGACAAUGUUCUCCCACAUAGAAGAAGGAAGAGACAAUGUUCUCCCAAUCAGAAGGAGGAAGAGACAAUGUUC
This is a messenger RNA of Staurois parvus, 361 nucleotides long. NCBI's taxonomy places the organism in Eukaryota, Metazoa, Chordata, Amphibia, Anura, Ranidae. The record is from the annotation of a GenBank genome assembly.